This is a messenger RNA of Blastomyces gilchristii SLH14081, 1693 nucleotides long. RefSeq names its product geranylgeranyl transferase type-2 subunit beta. Bases 89 to 1198 code for a protein of 369 amino acids. Gene Ontology annotation, biological process: protein geranylgeranylation. Gene Ontology annotation, cellular component: cytoplasm; Rab-protein geranylgeranyltransferase complex. Gene Ontology annotation, molecular function: Rab geranylgeranyltransferase activity. Lineage: Eukaryota; Fungi; Ascomycota; Eurotiomycetes; Onygenales; Ajellomycetaceae. The transcript is spliced from 4 exons. The record is from RefSeq and is a predicted model, not a curated record.
CUUGUUCCCAUCCACUGGAUCUAUAUCUAUAUAGUAUGUCAGGGUUAAUAUAUACAGAAUAUACCGGAUAUUAAAUUAUAUAUUUAUCAUGGCAAGUCAUGGAGUCCCACGUUAUGACACUUCCAGACAAAGGACGGAGGGAGCGCGGCAGAAAGAGCUCCAGAAGAUACGGGCAUAUAAUGAACUUGUCCGGAUCGUGAAUUCACAGAGAGCAGAGCGCAAUUUCAGUACAGAGGCCUUGAACAAAACUUCAGAACUGCUCACUACCAAUCCAGAAUAUUAUACGAUAUGGAAUACGCGGCGCCUAAUACUGCAGCAUCAGUUUUCUAUGGCUACGUCUUCUACAGAUGGAGGAAAUAGCGAUGACCAAAUCAGGAACAUUAUCAAAUCCGAUCUUCAAUUUCUGUUCCCCCUUCUUCGGGGGUAUCCCAAGUGCUACUGGAUCUGGAAUCACCGCCUCUGGGAUCUAGAGCAAACCACGCUCCUGCUUCCGGCUUCUGUCUCCCGUAGUUUCUGGCAGGAGGAACUUGCGCUCGUGGGCAAAAUGCUCAGCCUGGAUAGUAGGAACUUCCACGGUUGGGGAUACCGUCGACAAGUCAUAUCGGCACUCGAAGAGUUGGCUUCCAACGAUGAUGCAAAAGAAGGUAAAAAUGACAGCGCACCGGCACCGAAAAGCAUGGUAAAGGCUGAACUCGACUACACAACCAAGAUGAUUGGUACUAAUCUAUCCAAUUUCUCCGCCUGGCAUAAUCGAACGCAACUUAUUUUACGGCUGCUGGAUGAACAGGCAGCUAGCAGUGAGGAACGGCAGAGGAUGUUGGAUAAUGAGCUGAAAUUGAUCCAUCGGGCUUUAAUCGAUCCAUAUGACCAGUCGCUGUGGUUCUACCACCAGAAUCUGAUGUGCACUUUUGACCCACCGCUGGCUUCGGGAACGAUGGCACCAAAUCUUACGGAUGCUGAGCGGUUAAAAUAUCUUGAGAACGAGGUUGAGGCUAUUACUGAGAUGUUGGACGGAGAGGAAGACUGCAAGUGGAUUUAUCAGGCUCUCAUUAACUGUGGCGCGAUUAUUUCUCGCGUCGAAGGGGGGAUGUCGACGGAAAUGAAACAGCGAAUUUCUAGAUGGGUAUGUGAGCUAAAAAGGCUUGACCCACUGAGGCAAGGGAGGUGGCUGGAUCUGGAGGCCUCAUUGAGCCUGUAAAAGCGGCGAUGUUUCAUGAUACACCAAAACACACAAGGUAACUACUGUACAUACAUUCCACUGCAUCUCCGCUGGAUGGAAUGCGUGGUAUUGGAUUUAUUUAUUUAUUUUUUUUUUUAAAAAAAAAGUUUUAGACGUGUGUUUCAUGGGCCGAAUAAAUUGAUAAUCUGCAUCUAGGUGCAAUGUAUGUCCAGUGUUGAAGAUUUAAGUUUCCGGGCCGCCGGAUCCAAUCAAAACCAAACCAAUAGUUAACCAACAGCUUUGGGACACCUCUAGAUUGUUGUUAUGUGUGCGCAUUUGUAUACAUUCUCCUAUUAUCCAGACUGGACAAUUGUUCGACCUUUGGGGACAAAGAGAGCGGCAACAAGGCCAAACAGAUGUACUCGAUCUCCAACUGUUGGUAGUGGUUAAGUAAACUCACUCACUCACUCACUCACUCACACAAAUACACACACACAUGCAGUUGUUUCAAUAUAAUAAUAAAAUAGGUUAGCC